Messenger RNA from Lobosporangium transversale, 2251 nucleotides. Its product is annotated as HSF-type DNA-binding-domain-containing protein. The record is from RefSeq and is a predicted model, not a curated record. The transcript has 5 exons. Gene Ontology annotation, molecular function: DNA-binding transcription factor activity; sequence-specific DNA binding. Bases 353 to 2152 code for a protein of 599 amino acids. Lineage: Eukaryota; Fungi; Mortierellomycota; Mortierellomycetes; Mortierellales; Mortierellaceae. Gene Ontology annotation, biological process: regulation of DNA-templated transcription.
GUGCAUAACAUGGUCAUAGUUUUGAGGUUGGGGAUUGGGGUCGGUUUCUUUUGUAUCCCUGUGUCUUGCAUUACCCCAGAUUCAUUCAACUUGAUCCUAUUGAUUCCUUGUAGAAACUGCAGACUUAUAUAUUUCGCUUUUUCUUUCUUUCCUGCUGAAUCUUGCCUCAUUAUAAGGCCCCAAACUACUCUGUAAUUUACUUCGCCUUUCAUUUCCUCAAUUACACAUUCUUAUUUCAUUGACAGUUGCAUUAUUCUUAACUUAAUCACCGGUAUUGACGCUCUCCUGUGUAAAUUUGAGUAAAAAAAUAUCUUUCCUCAAUUCUCUGGCUGUGAGCAAUAAUAAAGCUUCAAUGAAUAAUAUUGACCAAAACUUGGAGUUGCUACAAGCCUCGUCUUCCAACGCACGUGGGGCUAAUACAACCCAAGGCCAAGGUUUGAGUGGUAAAGUGCCUAAAGCUGACUUACCCUCAGUAACAUCAGAUACUGGAGAAUCUACAUCUGCCCCAACAAUGAAACAGCUCCCUAGACCUUCCAGCACAGCUCGAGGGAAUGUUGCAGCCUUUUUAACGAAACUUUACAAAAUGGUUAGCGAUGAGGCAUCAAACGACUUGAUCAAGUGGUCUGAUGACGGACAGUCUUUUAUUGUACUCAAGCAUGUGGAUUUUGCGAACGAAUUGUUACCAAAAUUCUUCAAACAUAAUAAGCUUCCAUCGUUUGUCCGGCAGCUUAACAUGUAUGGGUUUCAUAAAGUACCCCAUCUACAGCAAGGUGUUCUUCUUCCGGACUCAAGCUCAGAGCAAUUGGAGUUUAGCAACCCUCAUUUUCAGAAGAAUCAGCCCGAUCUGCUUUGCUUAGUCUCGCGUAAAAAAGCUUCAAACGGGAACGAAGAUAAGGAUGCUCUUACAUUGGAUCUUUCACAUAUACUACAAGAAGUUUCAGCCAUCAAAAAACACCAGCAAGCCAUCUCAGCAGAUCUUAAGAAAAUCGAGAGGGACCAUCUAUCGCUUUGGCAAGAGUCUAUAUCUGCAAGAGAAAGACAUCGGUGUCAACAGGAGACGAUUGACAAAAUCCUACGAUUUUUGGCCAGUGUGUUUUCAGGAGAUAACAAGAGAUCAAUUGUUCCUAAUAAGAAACCUAGAUUGGCGAUUAUUGAAGGAGACCAGGACGACACUUUCGGCGGCGAUGUUAGUAGUGAAAAUAGCGAAGACCAUGGAGAAUAUGAUGAGAUAGCAAAGACAUUAGGUGUCAAACGCAAGCGUGCAUCAACGACGGAGCAAGACACAAGCCCUGCUCCAUCAUCAACCAGUAUGAGUUCGGCCCCCAGUUUAAAUGAAGUAACUCCUGCAACAUUAGCUUUACUUGCCGAUAUGAGCCAAACUCCUCCUGUGUCAUCCAUUUCCAGUUCGACUUUGGCGUCCAUAUCGACCUCUAGUCCGGAGACUACCACUUCAAAACCUAAAUCUUUAAAUAAAACAGAGCCGGUAACGCCUGAUACCACUGUAAGUCUGCCAGAUUACCCUACUAGUCAACCUUUUAAGUUCGAUCCCUCAAGUCUGAAGAUCCCAGCUGGACCUCUUCCAAAUGAGAUCAAUCCUGCACAGCAAGACUUACUUCGAUCAAUAUCAAUGGCAAAUGCAAGGGAAGCAACCAUGACUCCUUUACCCCAAUCCUUUACUCAAACACCCGCAGGAGCUAAUGUUGUAAGAGAUAUUGAAAGGAUUGCAAAGGAAAUGGAACAGUUGCAGCGCAGUAUCGAGGCUCUCGAAGCCCACGGAUUGGAUAUGAAUGAUUUUAACUUUGACAGUGAUUACCUGAAUAACCCUGAAUUCGUCUCCGCUGCGUACGGAGACCUGAGUAAUAUUAGUGAAAGCGGUAUCCCACAUCAAGUCCCAAUAGGAAAUGAAAAUGGUAUCAUGAAUGAGUUAAUCCAUUCGAACCAAGACGACCUAGACUUUAUCACACCAGCAUUUGAUCACCAGCAUCUCUCAUCGGAGCAGACCAUGCCCACGCCUAACACAGUUGAUGCCGACUCAUUAAAAGCACCACCCACAUCGAAUCUUACAUCAUUUGCUGUCUCAGCUGCAACUUCUCCUCUAUCCUCUGCUUAUCCUGUUUCUGAAAAAUUGUCUACGGCUGUUACGAAGCCUUAAUUAGCCUGCGGAAUUUAGAUGAUAUAUUACGUUUAGAUGUAACACUGCAUAGAAUACAUUUUUCUCUUUUCUGCUUCCCAUUAAAGGCAUAUGUACUGG